Molecule: messenger RNA, 744 nt
Organism: Prosopis cineraria
Lineage: Eukaryota; Viridiplantae; Streptophyta; Magnoliopsida; Fabales; Fabaceae
Product: putative pentatricopeptide repeat-containing protein At1g12700, mitochondrial
Exons: 3
Coding region: 1-744 (247 amino acids)
Molecular function (GO): protein binding
Source: RefSeq, a predicted model, not a curated record
AUGACUAGAAGGCUUUCAGUCUCUUGCGUGCGACUCAAUUCCUUCUCGCAUUCCCCCUUUGGAGGAAGCUGCGUUGAUAUUUUCGACAUUGUUCUCCAAUCUCAUCUGAAGAUGUUGUUCUCUUCUGCUACUUCAAGCCUCCAAGACUCUGUGGCUUCCUUCAAUCGCUUGCUCAUUAUGCGUCCCCGACCCUCUAUUGUCGAAAUUAAUAAGAUUUUAGGAUCACUUGCAAAGUCCAACCACUACCAAGUAGCUUUCUCACUUUCUGCCCAGGCCGAAUUGAAAGGAUUCCAACCAUCUUUAGUUACACUGAACAUUUUGAUCAAUUGCUACUGUCAUGUGGGUGGCUUGGCUUCUGCUUUUUCUUCAUUGGGUAAGAUUUUCAAGUGGGGUUACCAACCAGAUACUAUAACAAUGACUGCAUUGGUGAAAGGACUCUGCAUGAAAGAUGUAGGGAAAGCACUCGACUUUCACGAUGAACUGUUGACAAAAGGAUUUUUCUUAGACGUAGUAACUUAUGGCACCUUAGUUAAUGGGCUGCGUAAGAGUGGAAAAACGAGAUGUGCUGUUAAAUUGGUACGAAUGAUGGGGAGACGAAGAAUUAAAGCUAAGCGUAAUUUGAUUAUAUAUAACACAGUCAUUGAUGGCUUUUGUAAAGAAGGGCUUGUAAGUGAGGCAUCUCAGUUGUGUUCUGAAAUGAUCAGCCAAGGAUUAUGUCCUAAUAUUGUCACACACAUACUUUAA